UGAAGGACUAGAUUCAUGGAUUCCUCACUGCAGAAAGAAAGAUUAAUUUUCAGUCGUUUUAAGGCAAUUAAACCUGAUCUAAUUAAAGUGGAUAAAUCAACAAGAUUGCCAAUCUCAUUAAUUCAAAGUAUACCAGAAUUAGAGAAUAAUCCUUUUUCGGAUAGAUUAUGCGAUAUAUUUACUUCAGAAGAAGAUGAUUGUAUGUCUUUCGAAGACUUUUUAGACAUGGCAUCUGUACUUAGCGAAGAAGCACCUUUUCAAACUAAAGUUAAAUAUGCUUUUAAUAUAUUUGAUUUUGAUGAAGAUGGGAUGCUAUCUUCAAACGAUAUAAAGGAACUUGUUGAUAGAUUAACGGGAAGAAAUAAACUAACUGAAGAAGAAAUGAAUCUUUUAAUAGAUAAAGUUUUGGAAGAAGCGGAUUUAGAUCAAGACAGAAUGCUAUCUUUAGCGGAAUUUGAACAUUUGGCUAAGAAAUCACCAGAUUUUACCAAAUCAUUUCAAAUCCAUUUUUGAUAAGAAAAUUGAAUUCCUUUUGAGUCUUCAUUGUUUUGAAUAAGCUGGAAGCUAGAUCAGUUGAUUCACUUAUUUUAAUUCAUUAAUCGAAGCAGAUAUAUCUGCAACUUCCUUUUACUACUGAAUAGCUGUCAGAAAAUUAGAAAAUGUAGUACUUAAUAUACUUAAAAAUCAAAAAUUUUGUAAAUUUUACACUCUAUUUCAAUAUAACU
This is a messenger RNA of Centruroides sculpturatus (bark scorpion), 725 nucleotides long. RefSeq names its product calcium and integrin-binding protein 1-like. The transcript has 5 exons. The record is from RefSeq and is a predicted model, not a curated record. The coding region runs from base 16 to 513 and encodes 165 amino acids. Lineage: Eukaryota; Metazoa; Arthropoda; Arachnida; Scorpiones; Buthidae. Gene Ontology annotation, molecular function: calcium ion binding.